AUCUUUCUUGGUUCAGGGGCCGUUAGCAACCGGUUGUAAGGCGAGGACUCCAGGUCCGCUUUCGUAUUUACCAGGCCGCAUUUUCCGUCGAGCUCCAGAACGGGGCGGAGCCCUGAGCCCCGGCUGUUUGCGGCCCGGGUGCAAGCGUAUUACGUAAGCGUCUGCUAAGCCCGAUUGGCGGUUCGGAGCGGCGCGGGGUUUGGCGGGAAGUUUGUGGGCUCCGCCGGCGGGCAGAGCGGUCGGCUCGGAUGGCUCCUCGGCGGCGGGUGCGGACCGCCGGACGCGCGAGUGUGAAAUAUUCAAAGAACACUGUAGGAAGAACACAUUCCACAGAAGAUGAAGCUGGCCAACAGCAUAAGCCUGCUGAUGUGUUUGAUUUUCCUGAGAAGUCUGAUACCUCAAGCAUGGGCAGGAUGAGUGAAAACGAGAAAGAUGAAGAACCUUAUGAAAACUUUGAGCCUCCGUUACAUAGCACGGCUAUAUAUGCUGAUGAAGUCGAACUCUCCAAACACUGCAGAUCAUUUAUACCUUCAACUCCUCAAGGAAAAGAAGCAAAAAGAAGUUCGGACACUUCUGACAUUGAAGAAAGUGAAAACGAAUCUGUAAAAAUUAGUGCAAAAAAGCCAAGAAGAAAACUCAAGCCCAUUAGUGAUGACUCUGAAAGCAAUAAGAAAAGUAGUACAAUAAUAAAAGGUAAACCAGCAGAGAAAAAAACUCAGAAAAUGUUACGUACCAAAAGGAAGAAAUCAAGAAGUGAAGACACAGACUCAGAUACUUCUGACGGUGUACGUAUUUGGUGUCUAAAAGGAAAGAGAAGCAGUGACAUCAUGGAGUUAGAUGUUGUUUUGUCUGCAUUUGAGAAAACCCUCCUGGAGUAUAAAAAAAAUAUAGACUCUAAAAUUUGCAAGAAAGCCAUCAAUACAUUUCAUUCUAAUAUAAAAGAUGAACUCAUCAAAAUGCUUGAAAAAAUGACGAUGUUGAAAAGUCUGAAAAGGAAGAAUGCUAAGAUAAUUUCAGAUAUUGAAAAGAAAAGGCAGCGUUUGAUUGAAGUCCAGGAUGAACUGCUUCGGUUAGAACCACAGCUGAAACAACUACAAAUAAAAUAUGAUGAACUUAAGGAGAGAAAAUCUUCUUUUAGGAAUGCAACAUAUUUCUUAUCUAAUUUUAAACAGCUUCAUCAAGAUUAUUCAGAUAUUCGUGAGAGAAACCCAAAUGUAAAGGAAACGUAUGAUUCAUCUAGCCUUCCAGCUCUGUUAUUCAAAGUAAGAACGCUUUUGGGAGCUGAAAGUCAUCUGCAAAAUAUCAACCAUCAGUUAGAGAAGCUCUUUGACCAGAAAUGAGACCAAUCUACUAAAAUGUGCCUCUAUAAA
Rhinolophus ferrumequinum (greater horseshoe bat) is the source of this 1370-nucleotide messenger RNA. RefSeq names its product centromere protein U (gene CENPU). The record is from RefSeq and is a predicted model, not a curated record. The coding region runs from base 249 to 1340 and encodes 363 amino acids. The transcript has 13 exons. Gene Ontology annotation, cellular component: nucleus. Lineage: Eukaryota; Metazoa; Chordata; Mammalia; Chiroptera; Rhinolophidae.